Molecule: messenger RNA, 6011 nt
Organism: Polypterus senegalus (gray bichir)
Lineage: Eukaryota; Metazoa; Chordata; Cladistia; Polypteriformes; Polypteridae
Product: zinc finger protein 850-like
Biological process (GO): regulation of transcription by RNA polymerase II
Molecular function (GO): DNA-binding transcription factor activity, RNA polymerase II-specific; RNA polymerase II cis-regulatory region sequence-specific DNA binding
Source: RefSeq, a predicted model, not a curated record
GCACCGCUGAACAGCCAUUCGACAGCGCGGCUCCGCUGAACAGCCAAUUAGGAAAACGGCACUGCUUCGAGUCGCGCGCUGAUGACUCGUUUUUUUUCAUGUUGUUUUUGCUACAAAGUUCAGAUGGUUUGUACCUGUUUGAACUUUCAAAGACAACAGCAGACAUGAAAAAGACUGAUAGACGGAGACAGAAAGAGAUCCCGUGAGGGGGAGACUGUUGAUUUGAAGGCUCCUCUUUCCCAGUUCCCACGGUGGUGCAGUGAGUUAUCUAAUGUCCUCCAGGUCAGGGCCAUCCAUGUGAGAAAAGAAUCUUAGAAGAGAAAAAGCAGACACUUUGAGUGAAGAGAGAGAAGAGUUUUCCACAGGGCUAUGGCCUCGGCCAAAGAGGACGAUGAAGUGAAUGAAAGACCGGCGCAUGUUAAAGAAGAGGACUGCAAGUGGGGGGCACCGGAGGGUCUGAGUGUGAAGGAGGAGGACUGCGAGGAACAGAUUUCAGGUUUUAAAGAGGAAGAGUUCAAGGAGGAGUUUGGUGGUAUUAAAUUGGAGGAUUGUAAAGGGUUCUCGGCCAGUGUUGAACAACAAAAUCAUGAAACUGGGGAUUCACUCAAAGAAGAGUUUACAGAAGAAUAUUAUUCCAGUGUCCAGCCCCAGUUCACCAGUACGGGACAGCUGGGUACCCAGCAGAAUUCUGUGGAGCUGAAAUCUGAGUUGUGUGAAUUUGAAGAGAACAUCGAUGAAGGAAAAGGUCAAAAAGAGGAAGAGCAGCUGCCAUCUGGGAGUGUAGGAAUACAUUUCCAGGAAAGUGGGGGCUUCUCUUCAUCUUCUUUUACAAAGCCCUCUCCUCAGUGCAGACUGCAGCAGAAACCUGAAAAUGAGGAUAGGAAGAAAUUAGCAAGUGGGUCAGAGAAUGUGACAGCAGCCUCUGUGCAGUGCAGUCCUCUUCCCGCUAAUGAAGAAACGCCAAAAGAAGCCAUUGACAGUGAUCAAGAGCAUAAUACGUAUCAAGAGACGGUGUAUGCCUGCCAAGGAUGCAAAAGAACUUUCAAAAACAUGCUGGAUUAUAAAUACCAUAAAUGGCUUCAUACAAAACCAAAUCCGUAUGUCUGUACUGAGUGUGGCAAAUUCUUUUCUUGCAGCAGCAAUCUUCAUAAACACAAACGAAUUCACACUGGAGAAAAACCUCAUUGCUGUGCCGAAUGUGGCAAACGAUUCCUACAGUUAGGCCAUCUUCAGAGCCACAAAACUUUCCACACCGGAGAAAAACCUUACUGCUGCUCUGAGUGUGGUAAGCGAUUCUCUAAUAACAGCAGUCUUCGGACACAUGCGAAAAUUCAUACUGGAGAAAAACCUUAUCGCUGCGCUGAAUGUGGAAAACAGUUCUUACAAGUCAGCCUCCUUCGGAGGCACAUCAACCUUCACACUGGAGAGAAACCUUACUGUUGUCCUGACUGUGGGAAACAAUUUUCAAACAGCAGUUGCCUUCAUAAACACAGAAGAAUUCACACUGGAGAGAAACCUUAUUGUUGUGCUGAAUGUGGCAAACGAUUCUCCCGUAACAGCACACUUCAGCAGCACACAAGAAUUCAUACUGGAGAGAAGCCAUAUUGCUGUUCUGACUGUGGGAAACAAUUCUCUCAAAACAGCAAUCUUCAAAAACACUUAAAAAUUCACACUUGAAAGAAACCUCACUGUUGUUCAGAAUGUGGCAAACGAUUUGCACACAGCAGUAAUCUUCAGAAGCAUAAAAGAAUUCAUACUAAAGAGAAGCCUCAUUGCUGUUCUGAAAGUGGCAAACGAUUCUCACAAGUAAGCAGUCUUCACACCCAUACAAGGAUCCAUACUGGAGAAAAACCUUACUGCUGCUCUGAAUGUGAUAAGCAAUUCUCUGACAGUAGUGCUCAUCGGCAACACACACGAAUUCAUACUGGAGAGAAGCCUUAUUGCUGUUCAGAAUGUGGCAAACGGUUCUCCCGUAAGACCAGUCUUUACACACAUAUUAGACUUCACACUGGAGAGAAAACAUAUUGCUGUUCUGAAUGUGGCAAGGGAUUUCCCCUUAGUAGUAGUCUUCGUAAACAUGCCAAAAUUCACACGGGAGAAAAGCCUUAUUGCUGUUCUGAAUGUGGUAAAGGAUUCUCAUUUCUAAAUAGGCUUCAAAGGCACUUGAGAAUUCACACUGGAGAAAAGCCUUAUAGUUGUAAUGAAUGUGGGAAACAGUUCCUAGAAAUUGGUCAUCGUCAGAGCCACAUCAGAGUUCACACUGGAGAGAAACCUCACUGUUGUUUGGAAUGUGGCAAACAAUUUGCGCACAGCAGUAAUCUACAGAAGCAUAAAAAAAUUCAUACUAAAGAGAAGCCUCAUUGCUGUUCUGAAUGUGGCAAACGAUUCUCACAAGUAAGCGGUCUUCAAACCCACACAAGGAUCCAUACUGGAGAAAAACCUUACUGCUGUUCUGAAUGUGAUAAGCAAUUCUCUGACAGUAGUGCUCAUCGGCAACGCACACGAAUUCAUACUGGAGAAAAGCUUUAUUGCUGUUCAGAAUGUGGCAAACAGUUCUCCCGUAAGACCAGUCUUCAGACACAUAUUAGACUUCACACUGGAGAGAAACCAUACUGCUGUUCUGAAUGUGGCAAGGGAUUUCCCCUUAGUAGUAGUCUUCGUAAACAUGCCAAAAUUCACACGGAAGAAAAGCCAUAUUGCUGUUCUGAGUGUGGUAAAGGAUUCUCAUUUCUAAAUAGGCUUCAAAGGCACUUGAGAAUUCACACUGGAGAAAAGCCUUAUAGUUGUAAUGAGUGUGGCAAACAGUUCCUAGAAAUUAGUCAACUUCAGAGCCACAUCAGAAUCCACUCUGGAGAGAAACCUCACUGUUGUUUGGAAUGUGGCAAACUGUUCUCACACAGAAGUACUCUUUAUAAACACACAAGAAUUCAUACGGGAGAGAAACCUUAUUGCUGCUCAGAAAAGAUAUCAGAAAUAGGCCAUCUUCAGUGCCACAUACGGAUUCACACUGGAGAAAAACCCUAUUGUUGCCCCGACUGUGGUAAACAAUUCUCAAACUGUAGUGGCCUUCAUAAACAUAAAAGAAUCCAUGCUGGUGAGAAACCUCACCCCUGUUCUGAAUGCAGCAAGUGUUUUUCAAACAACAACAGUCUUAUUAUCCACCUGAGAAUUCACACUGGAGAGAAGCCCUAUCACUGUGCAGAAUGUGGUAAACAGUUCUCACAAAGACGUAGUCUUCAGAUCCACACAAGGAACCAUACGGGAGAAAAACCUUAUUGCUGUUCAGAAUGUGGCAAACGAUUUUCAGACAGUUGCAGUCUCCAAAGACAUGCAAAAAUUCACACUGGUGAAAAGUCAUAUAGCUGUACUGAAUGUGGCAAACACUUCUCUGGGAGUAGUGCGCUUCAGCAGCACAUAAGAAUUCAUACGGGAGAGAAGCCAUUUAGCUGUUCUGAAUGUGGCAAACGAUUUUCCCAAAGAAACAGCCUUCAGAUCCACUCAAAAAUUCACAGUGGAGAGAAACUUUAUUAUUGUUCUGAAUGUGACAAAAAAUUCUCCUGUAAUAGCUAUCUUCAGAAACAUAAGAGAGUUCACACAGGAGAAAAGCCACACUGCUGUCCUGAAUGUGGCAAGAGAUUCUCACAAAUAAGCCAUCUGAACAACCACACAAGAACUCACAAAAUUAUGCAGCAUGAAGGACCGACUCAGCGGACGGCUCGGGCUGCCAUACGAGGCUCGUGUCUGCACUUUCAGAGACAAAAGGGAGCAGAAGAAGAAACAGGAAUAGCAAAAGAAAAUGAGAGAAAAAGGAGGAGUGUCGAAUGGCCUCCAGGACAGGACUGUCCAUGUGAGAAAGGAAUCCAGGAAGAGAAGCGUCUCACACAGAACAUGGCCCUAACCACAGAUGGUGUCGUAGAUCAAAGACUAGCCCGCAUUAAACAAGAGGACUGUGAGUGGGGAGCCCCUCUAGAUUUGUGUGUGAAGCUGGAGGACCGUGCGGGAAGAGUUUCUGCUUUUAAAGAGGAGGAGGAUGAGGAGGAAGAGUCAUCUGAGGGGGAGAUUGUCGACAUUAAAGUUGAAGAUUUCUCAACCAGUCUUCAAUGGCAAAACCACGAAAAUGGGAGUGAGAUCAGUGAAGAAUCUCACUGUGGAUUACAGCCUUGGGUCACUAAUGCUGGUCAACUGGCUACCCAGCAGAAUUCUGUGGAAGUGAAUACUAACAUAUCUGUAUUUGAAGAGAAAAUUACUGAAGGAGAUGAGAGAGAUGCAGAAGAGCAGCAGCCAUCUCGGAACGUCAAAAUAAAUUUUGGGGAGGAUGACAGCCUCUCAACAUCUUCGUUUGCUCAGUCAUCUCUUCAGGGCAGACUGCAACAGAAACAUGACAAGGAGAAGACGGACAAAUCAACAAAAGGACCAGAGAAUUUGACAGCAGUCUCUUUGCAGUGUAGUUCUCUCACGGCUGUUGAACUCAUACACCCAGAAGCCAUCAGCACCGAUCAACAAGAAGUGCAUAAUACAGAUCAAGAGACUCUGUAUGCCUGCCGAGAGUGUGGAAAAACUUUCAAGAACAAAUCUGACUGCAAAAUUCAUAAGUGGAUUCACACAAGGCAGAAACCAUAUUCCUGUUCUGAAUGUGGUAAACUCUUUUCCCGCAGCGACAGUCUUCACAAACACAAAAGAAUUCACACUGGUGAGAAACCCCAUUCCUGUCCAGAAUGUGGCAAACGAUUCUCGCAGAUAAGUAGCCUUCAGAGCCACACAAGAAUCCACACUGGAGAAAAACCUUAUUGCUGCUCUGAAUGUGGUAAGCGAUUUUCUGACAGUAGCAGUCUCCAAAGACAUAUACGAAUUCACACUGGAGAAAAGCCUUAUGGCUGUUCCGAAUGUGGCAAGCGCUUCUCCGACAGUAGCACUCUUCAGCAGCACACACGGAUCCAUACUGGAGAGAAGCCAUAUUGCUGCUCUGAAUGUGGCAAGCGAUUUUCACAAAUAAGCAGUCUUCAGAGCCACUCAAAAAUUCACACUGGGGAAAAACCUCAUUGUUGCUCUGAAUGUGGCAAACGAUUCUCCCAUAACAGCAGUCUUCAGAAACACCUAAGAAUUCACACUGGAGAGAAGCCAUAUUGUUGUUCUGAAUGUGACAAGCGAUUUUCACAUAAUAGCAGUCUUCAAAAACAUUCAAAAAUUCACACGGGAGAAAAGCCUUUUUGCUGUUCUGAAUGUGGGAAAGGUUUCUCACUUUUAAGUAGGCUUCAUAACCAUUUAAGAAUUCACAGUGGAGAGAAACCUUUUUGUUGUACUGAAUGUGGAAAACGGUUCUUACAAGUUAGCCAUCUUCAGAGUCACAUCAGAAUUCAUACUGGAGAGAAACCUCACUGUUGUUCAGAAUGUGGCAAACGAUUUUCACACAGCAGUAGUCUUCAUAAUCAUACAAGAAUUCAUACUGGAGAAAAGCCUCAUUGCUGUUCUGAAUGCGGCAAAAGAUUCCUACAAAUAUGUCAUCUUCAAAGCCACAUUAGAAUUCAUACUGGGGAGAAACCAUACUGUUGUCCUGAAUGUGGUAAACGAUUCUCACACAGCAGUGGCCUUCAUAGCCACAAAAGAAUUCACACUGGCGAGAAACCACACAGCUGUUCUGAAUGUGGAAAACGGUUCUCAGACAGCAGCAGUCUUAACAGCCACAUGAGAAUUCACACUGGAGAGAAGCCGUAUUGCUGUUCUGAAUGUGGCAAACGAUUCUCUCACAGUAACAGCCUUCAUAGCCAUAUACGAAUUCACACAGGAGAGAAACCGUACUGCUGUUUUGAAUGCGGCAAGCAAUUUUCACAAAUAAGUGGUCUUCAGAGUCACACAAGGAUUCAUACUGGAGAGAAGCUGUACUGUUGUUCGGAAUGUGGAAAGCGAUUCUUCCAUAAUAGUAGUCUUCAGAAACACACACGACUUCAUACUGGAGAGAACAGCAUACAGUAUGAAGGAGCAGCUGCUAUUGAAUAAAGAUAAUCUUAACAUGG